Molecule: messenger RNA, 2182 nt
Organism: Oryza brachyantha (malo sina)
Lineage: Eukaryota; Viridiplantae; Streptophyta; Magnoliopsida; Poales; Poaceae
Product: pentatricopeptide repeat-containing protein At5g48730, chloroplastic
Exons: 3
Coding region: 91-1608 (505 amino acids)
Molecular function (GO): mRNA binding; protein binding
Source: RefSeq, a predicted model, not a curated record
CCUCAAAAUCACAGACGGAAAAAAAAAAUCUCCGGCUCUCCGGCGCAACUGCGGCGAGGUGCGGGCAGCCACUCCGAGCCGCGCAACGCAAUGGCCGCCGCGCCGGUGGCCUCCCCCUUCCCGGCGCCCCCUUCCUCCUCGCCGGUGCCGUCAACCGCAACCGCCAUCACGUACACCGCCGGGCGCCGUUGCCACGACGCCCUGCUCCCACCGCCAUCCGCCGCGGCCCGCGCCAGGGGAUACCCCUCGGCUGGCCCGGGGGAGAGGAGGCGGCGCGGAGAGGACGACGCUGAGGCCGAGGCCGAGGCGGAGAGGCGGCGGAAGGAGGAGGUGAACCGUAAGAUCGCCUCCCGGAAGGCGCUCUCCGUCAUCCUCCGCCGCGAGGCCACCAAGGCCGUCCUCGACAAGCGCAAGCCCGGGAAGGGCACCCGCCGCCUCCUCCCUCGCACCGUCCUCGAGGCCCUCCACGAGCGCAUCACCGCACUCCGCUGGGACUCCGCCCUCAAGGUGUUCGAGCUAAUGCGAGACCAGGUGUGGUACAGGCCAUACGUGGGCAUAUACGUCAAGCUGAUCACCAUGCUGGGCAAGUGCAAGCAGCCGGAGAAGGCGCACGAGCUCUUCCAGGCCAUGGUGGACGAAGGCUGCGCCCCGAACCUCGAGUCCUACACGGCCCUUGUCUCCGCGUACAGCAGGAGUGGCCGCUUCGACAGGGCCUUCUCCUUGCUCGAGCAGAUGAAGGCCAUCCCUCGCUGCCGGCCUGAUGUGCAGACCUACUCCAUUCUCAUCAAGUCCUGCUUGCACGCUUAUGAUUUUGAGCAGGUCAAGUAUUUGCUGGAAGAUAUGGCACGUGCGGGUAUCCGGCCCAAUGUUGUGACUUACAACACAUUAAUUGAUGCCUAUGGGAAAGCAGGAAGGUUUGCUGAGAUGGAAUCAACUCUUCUGGAGAUGCUGUCUGAAAAUUGCAAGCCUGAUGUAUGGACAAUGAAUUCUACCCUCAGGGCUUUCGGUGGCAGUGGUCAGAUUGAGACUAUGGAAAGCUGCUAUGAGAAGUUCCAGGCCUCCGGUAUCUCCCCAAACAUUAAGACUUACAAUAUUUUACUUGAUUCCUAUGGUAAAGCUAAAAUGUACGAGAAGAUGGGAGCUGUGAUGGAGUACAUGCAGAAGUAUUACUAUUCUUGGACAAUAGUCACAUACAACGUAGUUAUUGAUGCAUUUGGUAGGGCGGGGGACCUUGAACAGAUGGAAUAUAUUUUUAGAUUGAUGAAAUCUGAGCGUAUAAAGCCCAACUGUGUUACACUCUGUUCAUUGAUUAGAGCAUAUGGAAGGGCUGAGGAAGUUAAGAAAAUAAAGACAGUAUUGAGAAUUGUCGAGAAUUCUGACAUAACGUUGGAUAUUGUGUUCUUCAACUGUUUAGUGGACGCAUUUGGGAGGGUGGGGUGUUUGGCAGAGAUGUGGGAUGUUCUCGAUAUGAUGAAGUUACAACGGUGCAAACCAGACAAGGUAACCUGCACUACCAUGAUUAAAUGGUUUCUUAUCAAAGGAAUUGAUGAUCAUCGUGUUCAGUACCUACGGGACUUAAAAGAUGGGCGAUCUAAAGAUAAUAUAUAGGUAUUAACAGUAAGAAGAAAAUGAACUGAUAGUUUUUGUUCUCUCCAUGAUUUUUGAAGAAAGAUGGAACGACCUCUGACAGAACUUCAGUUUGCAGAUUGAUUCCAACAUGUAAUCAAUCUUAGCUUGCUCUUCAAUACCUUCUACGGUAACCUUAGUGUGCUUAUUCCAAGUUCCAAUAUGUAAUGUACACAACAAUGAUAGUUUGCAAGAGGCACUUACAGAGCUUGUCUUAUGAUCUUAACAUUAGAGCUACUUGAGCUUUACAUCAUCUAGCAAUGCUGCCGAUGGUUGUGGCAUCCCACAAAUUAAUUAUGCAUUGAAGUCCUGAGCAAGUUCUUGUAAUACAAGUAAACUGAACAGGAGAAUGAAGUAAUGAAGGCCUUGAUGAAUACUGAACCUUAGGUGUUGGUCACAUCAGUCAGAUUGUGCUUUGCUGUUGUGAUUUGAUGAUUGGAUCAUACAGCUGUACAUGAUAUGCCGUAUUGAUUUGUCGAAAGAUGGAGAGAAAUUUAAUUAGCUACGGAAUUACAUGUUAUAGACUUCUACCCAUUCUCCCUUUUGAUGAUUCUGG